AUGAGCCCCAAGAAGAGUGAAACCGGUCGUGGGCUGUCGGAGAGUUUUCAGCAACCUUUGACUAGCUGCCAUGCCACCCAAAGGAAGCACGAGGGCUGGGCUCUUGCCAGGUUGCCCAAGCCUAGGCAGGGGAAGUUGAGACGCAGAGGUCGGAUUGACUUCGCUGAGGAGAAGAAAUCUUCACCAGACUCCCCAAAUCUCCUCACACUACCUGCAUGCUGGUUGGAGUUGGCUAGCAAGGACAAUGCCGUUUCCUUAAGAUUAGGUGCUACACCUGAGAUACUGGUACAGAGGUUGGUGGCAGAGAAAACUACUCACAAGGUUGCUAAAAACUGCUCGACAGCCCACGACCGGUUUCGCCCUUCCACUUCGGGCUCAUCAAGUAGGCGCAGUCCCCGAGUUUCCGUCAACCUUAUGUUCUACUUGAACCCAAAUAGGACUGUUUUCGAGAAAUACACUCAUUUGCAAAUCAGUGAGUUUUCAGCAACCUUGUCGUUGGUUGUUGAUCAGGUGGCUGUUGGCUUGUUCGCCGAGCUUGGCAGUUGGCUUGCAAACUUCUCUUCACCGUACGAGGAGACAUCGUCAGUGCGCAGUUGGGUUGCGGAAAAUUCGUCGACAGUCCACGACUGGUUUCGCCCUUCUUGGGGCUCAUCAGGUAGGCAUAGUCCCCGAGUCUCCGUCAACUUUAUGCUCUACUUGAAACCAAAUUGCACGAAAUCAGCGAACUCCACUCACUUACAAACUAAUUUGGCCUUGCGACUCACUUGGAACCCAGAUGAAUCCCUCCUUCGCAACCGAAUGUGCUGCACCAGGUCGCCUCAUAUUUCGGUCGCUACGAUAUUCGGUAUAUCGCGAUACAUGUAUAUUCGUAAUGCACUACUCAUAAGGUUGCCGAAAAUUUGUCGACAGCCCACGACUGGUUUCGUCCUUCUUGAGGCUCAUCAGGUAGACGCAGUCUCCGAGUUUUCGUCAACUCUAUGUCAAGUAGGACAUAAAGUUCCAGUAAAAGAAAUAAUCGGUCACACUCAGAUAGCAGCCUCGAGGAAAGACCCACCUGGAACCCAGUUGAAUCCCUCCUUUGUGAUGUUUUUAAGCAACUCAGUGUGCCGCACCAGGCCACUUCAUGUUUCAGUUGGCACGAUAUUCCAGGUAUCGCGGAAGAACAAACAAGCCUUCGAGAAACCUAGUCAUCUGCAAAUCAAAUUGAUUUUCACGAGAGGCUCAACUGAAUCUCUCGAUCAUGAUAAUCUACAAUUGAAUGUGCUGCGCAGAGGUCACCUCAUGUUUGAGGUGGUACGAUUUUCGAGAUAUCACGGUAUAUUUUUAUAA
Messenger RNA from Opisthorchis viverrini, 1329 nucleotides. RefSeq lists its product as hypothetical. The record is from RefSeq and is a predicted model, not a curated record. Bases 1 to 1329 code for a protein of 442 amino acids. The transcript is spliced from 9 exons. Lineage: Eukaryota; Metazoa; Platyhelminthes; Trematoda; Opisthorchiida; Opisthorchiidae.